Closterium sp. NIES-67 is the source of this 3339-nucleotide messenger RNA. NCBI's taxonomy places the organism in Eukaryota, Viridiplantae, Streptophyta, Zygnematophyceae, Desmidiales, Closteriaceae. The record is from the annotation of a GenBank genome assembly.
CCAGCUGUCUCAAAACUACUGAGGUCUCGUUCUAUCUGUCUCAAUACUAGUGAGGUCUCGUUGUAGCUAUUCCAAAACCAAUGAGGUCGCGUUCUAGCUGUCUCAACUACCGAGGUCUCGAUCAAGCUGUCUCAUGCUACUGGGGUCGACCAUCCAUUCAUCACCCCCACGAUCAUCUUCCAGCUGCUCCCUCGUCGGCCUUCACUGUCAGCCAUCUGCCUCGAGCAUUCGCUGUCACCAUUCCUUAGUGGCCAUCUGCUGUCACCAUUCCUUCGUGACCAUUCCCUUGCCACCAUCUGCCGUCACCAUUCCUUUGUUGCCAUCUGCUGUCACCAUUCCUUCUCAUCACCUGUCUUCAGCAUUAUCCAUCGCCUUUCUCCCUUGUCAGCCAUCCUCCUUCACCAUUCUCUAGCACCCUUCCUUUGCCACCAUCUGUCGUCACCAUUCCCCGUGAGCCGUUCACCAUCAGCUUCGCCAUCGGCCCACCUGCAUCUGCGUGCUUUCUACUAUCCACCUUCGUUUGACCAUAUCUUCACCUCACUAGUCUCUAUCCACCUUCGUUUGACCAUAUCUUCACCUCACUAGUCUCUAUCCACCUUCGUUUGACCAUAUCUUCACCUCACUAGUCUCAAUCCACCUUCCUCUUACCGCGUCUUCAUCGCACCAGCCCCACCUUACUCUCGUUCAUCGUCAAGCCAAUUCCUGUUAGCCUCCACCACUUCCCACGUACCUGCACACAUCUGCACUGCUCCGCACCGCUCUGCACCACGAGUUUGUUCUGCUGUUGGAAAGAGUCUACAUGGGUCGUUCCAUCUUAUCUAGUUGGCAAGUGCACGUCUGUACGGGUUAGUCUGCACGGGUCUGCUCGGGGUUUAGUCUGCACGGAUCUGCUCGUAGGGUCUGCUCGGGUGUUUGCACGGGUCUGCACGGGUCUGCACGGGUCUGCACGGGUCUGCAGGGGGUCUGCAUGGGGGUCUGCUCGGGUCUACACGGGUCUGCAGGGGGGUCUGCUCGGGUCUGCACGGGUCUGCAGGGGGGUCUGCACGGGGGUCUGCAUGGGUCUGCACGGGGGUCUGCAUGGGUCUGCACGGGUGGCUGCACGGGUGGCUGCACGGGUCUGCACGGGUCUGCACGAGCCUGCACGGGUCUGCACGGGUCUGCACGGGUCUGCACGGGUCUGCACGAGCCUGCACGGGUCUGCACGGGUCUGCACGAGCCUGCACGGGUCUGCACGGGUCUGCACGAGCCUGCACGGGUCUGCACGAGCCUGCACGGGUCUGCACGGGUCUGCACGGGUUUGCUCGGGGGUCUGCUUGGGUCUGCACGGGGCUCGUCUGCACAUCAGAGGCGCUCGUUCCUAGUAGCUGCUGGUGCUAGUUGCCGCUCGCGUUGCUGAUCGCUUCCGGGGUAUCUCGUCUUGGUGUCGUCUGGUGAAUUCGCAGUGGCAGGGGGACUGCAAUUGCGGCCUGAAGGGAGUGGGGAAGUCUGAAGGGAGUGCAAGAGACAAGGGAAGCUCUGUCGAAGUCUUGACGGCCAGGGCAGGUAGUUGUGGCGUUCAUUUUCGGCUGGUGCCGUUGCGGUUGAAGUGUACUCUGGUGUUCUGCGUGUGGUGCUGCGUGUGGUGCUGCGUUGGCGUGUGAACAUUCAGUGGCAUGACAGAGGGCGUGGCCGAAGUGCACAUGAGAAGCAGGUGGCUGGUGUAACCAGGUCUGGUAGCUGUGGCGUCCAAUUUCGGCUGGUGCUUUGUGGUGGCGGUUCUCCUUUUCUCGUCGUGUGGUGGUGGUGCGCUGGUCGCGUGUGCAUAUGCAGCGGCAGGAUUGAUGCUCAAGUGGUGCAGGAGCGAAGUAGGAGGGGCUUUCACUCCCACCGCAGGUAGCUGUAGCGUUCGUUCCCAGCUCGUGCUGUCGCAGUUGCCGUUGCGGUUCUCCUUGUGCGUGGUGGUGGUUGCAAGCAGAGCACUCAAGGGCUGAGAAGAAGCAGAAGGGGGCUUUCACUACCUCAGGUAGCCAGCUGUAGCGUUCGUUCCUAGUUGCUGUCGCCGUUGCCGUUGCGGUUCUCCUUGUGCGUCCUGGUGGUGGUGGUGGUUGCAAGUGCAGAAAAGAAGCAGAAGGGAGCUUUCACUACCAGCUCAGGUAGCUUUAGCGUUCGUUCCGAGCUCGAGCUGUUGCAGUCGCUGUUGUGGUUUUCCUUGUGCGUGGUGGUGGUGGUGGUGGUGCUCGCAAGCAGAUCAGUCAAGUGCUGAGAAGAAGCAGAAGGGAGCUUUCACUACCAAAGCAGGUAGCUGUGUUGCGUUCGUUCCUAGCUGGUGCUGUUGCAGUUUCGGUUCUUCUGUUAUGCCUGGUGGUGCGUUGGGCGCGUGUGUAUUUCCAGUGGCAAGACUGCAUGGCUGCAGGCAGAUGAAGGAUGAGGGUAGAAGAGGCAUUCGCCAAAUCCGGCAGGUAGCUGUAGGCGCUCGUUUUCGGCUGGUGCGGUCGGUGUGUGUAGAAGACAAGACGGAAGGAGUUUACAAAACUUGGGCGGUUAGCUGCAGUUCGUUCCUGGCUGUCGCUGUCGCGGUUGUGGUUCUCCUGGUGUGCUGUGGUGUGUUGGCCGCGUGUGGAAAUCUCCGCGUGACAGUUUAACUGCAAGCAGACUGGAGAGGAGGGUAGAAGAGAAGACGAGAAGAGAAGCAGGUUCUGCCUUCGAUCAGCCAGUACUCAGGUGUGGCCGCUUUGGCUAGUGCAGCUUUUCUACGCGUUCGGAUUCGGUGCUGGGUGGUUCUGUGUGGUUCUGCAUGGUGCGGCAGGAAAGGCAGCAGGAGGGGCAUUCCAAGCGACAAUAGGCAGAGCAGGUUCUUUCAAUCAAUUGGAGGCUGGGUGUGGGCGCCGGUGUCUUGCAGCAUUUUGAGAUGAUUGGGGAUAUCAUCAAGAGGGGCUCAAAGUUGCGUGCAACAGCAGCAGGCGAGUUCAUUAGCAGCUUUUCACUUGGUCGCUGUCCGGUCCUCUGGUGUGCUCUUUCUGCGGUGUGUGGGGCAGGAGUGGGGAGAACAUGUAUUUUGGCAGCAGCAGCAUCUGGCAGGCUUUCUGCAGCGGUGACAUCAGCAGGCAGGUGUGGGUGCUUUGGUGCUUGCAGCAUUUCUGGCUUGGUCUCCGUUUGGUUCUGUGGUGUUCUGUUUCUGCGGUGUUAGGCAGGAGUGGGGACGAUGGGAGUUUUCUCGACAGCAGCAGCAGCGGUCCGCGUUGAUUGUCAGGUGUGGGUGCUCUUUUUGGCAGCAUUUCCUUUUCCGUCCUUCGGCAACGAUUGGUGCUGUGUGGUGCGGGUGUUGGGGGCAGAAGAUGAGAUAUAGUCGGGCAAAAGAGA